AUGGGGGCCCCGCCGCCUGCGUACCGCGUUCAGUUCCAAGGACAUAAAGCAGUUCUGGCGGACCAGUCCUCGAUGUACCACCGCCGUGCUGCCUUUCUGUCUGGGGGCACCACUUGGUUCUUCAACAAGGCGGAGCUGACCACAUCACAUUCCAUUGUGAUUGCCACCGAUGGGUCUGCAAAGGAUGAUGUC
This is a messenger RNA of Symbiodinium necroappetens, 192 nucleotides long. The record is from the annotation of a GenBank genome assembly. NCBI's taxonomy places the organism in Eukaryota, Dinophyceae, Suessiales, Symbiodiniaceae.